Molecule: messenger RNA, 1179 nt
Organism: Rotaria sp. Silwood2
Lineage: Eukaryota; Metazoa; Rotifera; Eurotatoria; Philodinida; Philodinidae
Source: the annotation of a GenBank genome assembly
AUGAUUAACUUUUUAGCCAUAGUAACUCCGGGUUUUUCUACGACAAAUGAUAUUAUUAUUUCAACUGAUAGUCUUGAUGAAAAACUUGAUAUAUCAAUUGAAGGACUUCGAAAUAAAGAUUUAAAAACCCGUGAAAAUUCAUUACGUACAUUACAGACAUUAUUUUCUCAAAAAUAUAUAUACGAUCUCGUAUCUAGCCGAAGUGAAAAUUUAAUUGAACAAUUAGUAACAUGUUUAAGAAAAAGUAAUGAAUCUGAAGGACAAUUAGCAGCUAUUGUUACAUCAUUAUUUAUAAUUCAACUUGGUGAAUCAAAUGAUGAAUUAUUUAUAAAAUUUCGUGAUGCUAUUAUACCAAUAUUACGAGAUGAAUCAAAAUCUUCAUCAUUAAGAAAGAAUUAUGCUAAAGCAAUAGGUAUUAUUUGUUUUGUUGCUUGUGAAGAUAUUUCAGCAACUGUUGAAUUAAUGAAAACAUUAGAAACAAUUUUUUCUCGAUCAUAUUUACAUGGUGAUGGUACAGUACCUAUUAUAAAUCAUGAUUUACAAGAAUUACAUACAGCUGCACUUGCAUCUUGGUGUCUUCUCAUAUCAACUAUGCCAAAUAAUAUAACACAUGAAUUGAUACGAACAUAUGCACCAGCAAAAAUUCCCGGUCUUAUUGAAUCUAAUAAUUCUGAUUUACGUAAUCAAGCAGGUGAAACAGUUGCUGUUUUAUAUGAAAUAGCACGUGAAAUAAAUAGUGUAUUUGCUGAACCACCUGAAUCAUUAUUAAUAACAUUAGAAAAAAAAGCAAAUGAAAGUGCAAAAUAUAAAGGAAAAAAAGAAAAACGUGUACAACACGCUACAUUUAGAGAAAUUUAUAAUUCAUUUGAAGAAGGUACAUCACCAGAAUUUGAUAUUAAAUUUGGUCGUGAAAUAUUAGAAAUAACUUCAUGGACAAGUAGACUAUAUUAUAAUACAUUCAGUAAUUUAUUAGCUGCUGGAAUGAAUGUUCAUUUGAAAGAAAAUGGUUUUCUUCGUUCCGUAUUCAAUUUGGAUGAUUUAGAAAUUGACGACAUGCAACAAUCGAAAAGCAAUCGAUUCGAACGGCAUUUAGCCAAAAAAGCUGCCUUCAAAGUUCGUACUCAAGCACUGAAAAAAACUCGUGCUAAUAAAGCUAUACGUAGUCAAUAUGAAGAUUAA